AUGGCGUUCAGCAUGCAGCAACAGCAAUCAUUCUGCUUCAUCCGACCACCAAGCAACCACCGCCAGCACCGGCGGCGACCACCAAACAAACAACCACCGGCCAGAGCUUACAUGCCUCGCUCCGGACACCUUGCCGCCGAUCUCCUUGGCCGGCCAUGCCCCCGAGGUCGUGCAACAAGGGCAGUGCAGGCCGCUGUCUCAGCGAACUCUAAUGGCUCUGAAUUCAUCCGCGCCAAGAACAACACCAUCCAGGACACGAAAUUACCAAGAGAGGGCAAGUUUUUCGAAGUGGAGAUGACCGUCCGUGACUGCGAGCUCGACAAGUACCGGGUUGUCAGCAGUGCUGUGCUUGCUGCCUACAUGGAAACAGCUCGUCAAGAGAUGCUCGCAAGCCUAGGCGUCCGCACGGGGUCGAUCGCCCGAGCAGGCCGUGCCCUGGCGGUCUCCAAGUUGAACGUCGAGUGCGUGGCGCCACUAAAGCCCGGCGCCAGGUUCGUUGUCAUGGUGAGGGUCGUCCAGAUCAAGGGCGUCCGGAUGCUCAUGGAGCACUUGAUCGCGACGCUGCCCGACCGGGAGCUUGUUUCAGAAGCAAUGGCCAACAUCGUUUGCCUCAACAAAGACUACCGGCCGACUCGCAUGUUCCCGGAAAUGGUGAAGCUGUUGCAAGUCCUCUCCUAACUAGGAUCAGUCAUGGCAUAAUAUGUUGUUGUAGGCUUCCUACAUGUACCUAGGGGUGGUAAUGGGUCAUGGCUUUAUUGGCCUCUUCACAGCCCACCAUGACCCUUAA
Molecule: messenger RNA, 787 nt
Organism: Panicum virgatum (switchgrass)
Lineage: Eukaryota; Viridiplantae; Streptophyta; Magnoliopsida; Poales; Poaceae
Product: acyl-acyl carrier protein thioesterase ATL4, chloroplastic-like
Exons: 5
Coding region: 1-678 (225 amino acids)
Cellular component (GO): chloroplast
Molecular function (GO): fatty acyl-[ACP] hydrolase activity
Source: RefSeq, a predicted model, not a curated record